This is a messenger RNA of Cucurbita moschata (crookneck pumpkin), 1675 nucleotides long. RefSeq names its product bystin. Gene Ontology annotation, biological process: rRNA processing. Gene Ontology annotation, cellular component: preribosome, small subunit precursor; nucleolus; cytoplasm. The coding region runs from base 120 to 1427 and encodes 435 amino acids. The transcript has 11 exons. NCBI's taxonomy places the organism in Eukaryota, Viridiplantae, Streptophyta, Magnoliopsida, Cucurbitales, Cucurbitaceae. The record is from RefSeq and is a predicted model, not a curated record. Gene Ontology annotation, molecular function: snoRNA binding.
UCGCCGGCCUUCCACAAUUCUCCCGAAGCCGUCUCCGCCCUUCCACAAUUCUCCCGCGAAGCUGUCGCCGCCAUAGCCAACGCUACGAAACCCGCACUUCGUCUACAACUUCCUAUUUCAUGGCGCCGAAUAAGAGGAGGCUGCGAAACCCGCAGCCUUUUCUAACGGAAAACGAACUUGUGCCGAAGCAUUCGAAAGCAAGAAAGCGCCAUCAUCAAGAGGAUGAGACGCUUUUAUCUUCUGGAAUGAGCUCCAAGAUAUUUAGAGAAGCUCGUAUUCAGCAGAAAGAAAAUGAAAUUGAAACUAGGAAUCAAAACGCCAAUCCUUUCUUUGAGCUUCCUGAUGAAGAGGUUCCCAAGGAUGAUGAGGAUGACAUUGAUGAUUUUACUGGAUUCUCUGAAACUCAAACUCAAAUUGGUACUUAUGAGGAGGAGGACAUUGCUGAGGAAGAUGAGCGAUUAGUGGAAGCUUUUUUAUCAAAGGAUGUAGGGCCACAACGUACUCUUGCUGAUCUUAUCGUGACGAAAAUCAAAGAAAACGAUGCUAUCGUCUCUUCAGGUACACGGCCUCUGCCAAAAUUAGAUACCUCAGUCAUAGACUUAUACAAAGGAGUGGGAAAAUCUCUCAACAAAUAUAUGGCUGGGAAAGUACCCAAAGCUUUCAAACGCAUCCCUUCCAUGCCGCUCUGGGAGGAAGUUUUAUAUUUAACUGAGCCUGAAAAUUGGUCACCAAAUGCAAUGUUUCAGGCCACUAGAAUUUUUGCAUCCAAUUUGGGAGUAAAAAAGGUGGAGAAAUUCUAUAAGCUUGUUUUGCUUCCAGCUGUAAGGAAAGACAUUCAGAAGAAUAAGCGGUUACACUUUGCUUUGUAUCAAGCAUUGAAAAAGUCCCUUUAUAAACCCACUGCCUUCUUCAAAGGGAUUUUGCUUCCUCUUUGUGAGUCUGGCACUUGUAGUCUGAGGGAGGCAGUGAUAAUUGGAAGCAUUAUCGAAAAGGUUACGAUUCCCGUGCUUCAUUCAAGUGUUGCAUUAUUCAAGCUCGCAGAGAUGGAAUAUUGUGGUACAACGAGUUAUUUUAUCAAGCUUAUCUUGGAGAAGAAAUAUGCUUUGCCAUACCGUGUAGUUGAUGCAGUCGUUGCGCAUUUUUUGAAGUUUCUAGACGAGACGCGAGUAAUGCCUGUAAUAUGGCACCAAUCACUGCUUGCAUUUGUGCAGAGGUAUAAAAAUGAACUGCGGUUGGAAGAUAAAGCAAACAUUAGAAUUCUUCUUCAAAGUCACAGGCACAAAGAUGUUACUCCAGAAAUUAUGAGGGAACUAAAUAAUAGCCGCAGUCGUGGUGAGAAGGACGCUACUACAACUCCAGCUCCUGUGACUAAACCUGUGGAAGAAGACCGGUUCAAUAUUCCACUAGUUCCAAUGGAAGAGGAUUAGCAGUUUCACAACAUGGUUGGUUACUCCAGAUUUUGUAGUGUUGAGAAUUGAUAUGAUAUUGAUUUCUAUAUAUUAAUUUAUUUUUGCACAUCGAAAUCCCAGUCUGAAAAGAAAAAGAGAGAAAAAGAUGUGUAUUUUUUUGUAGAAAAAGUCUGGGAGAGAUUUUAUCUUUGACCUUAAUGUGUGUUGUGUUGCUGAGUAAAGUCAAUUUUAAUUUCAAAUCGUAGUAUGGAUUAGUUGAUAAGCAA